AUGGUGAAAGGUUUUCGUGGCCAUCUGACAAGCUCACCACGAUUGCGUACACAUACCAAGGGUGUUGUGGGGCCACGAUCGUUGGCACUCAUAGUCUAUACCACAAAAGAUCACAACCAACUAGCUCUCUUUUCUUCUCUCUUCCUUUUUUUUUCCCACCAUCGUUACAGGUACACUAACAAUGGUGUGGAAGGAGAUGAUGGUAAUGUGGAAAGAAACAGUUGUGAGAUGGAGAAAAACCACACCACUUGGCGUGUCCCCAUAGCCGGCAUAAUAGUGUCCCCAUACCCAAUAGGAGAAGCGUCUCUUCUCACAAUUUCGAUCGUCUCAUUUUGUCUCUUCCAUCUCGCUCUUACCUCUGUCGCUGCUACUCUAGCUUCAGGUGAAUUCAUAUAA
Messenger RNA from Lactuca saligna, 396 nucleotides. The record is from the annotation of a GenBank genome assembly. NCBI's taxonomy places the organism in Eukaryota, Viridiplantae, Streptophyta, Magnoliopsida, Asterales, Asteraceae.